AUGAUACGAGUGGCGUGGCGUCGGUCGGCGUCCACAAAUAGCCGCGUGGAGCACGCACGCCGUUUAGCCGCGGCUUUCCUGAGAGCCGAGAGUCCUCAGCAGAACUCCGGGGGUCACGUUAGGUGUUUCAGACUCCUGCACCCACCCGACGAGAGGUCACCGCUCCACCGCCAUCCACGGGCGGCCUGCUACGUCAGCUCAUCCGUCUUCAUGAGCAUGGCGUCCGAGGGGACACCCUCCCCCCCCCACAAGCACACCAACAGGUUGGCCGAGGAGAGGUCGCCCUACCUGCUCCAACACGCUCACAACCCAGUUGACUGGUAUCCAUGGGGACAAGACGCUUUUGACAGAGCAAAGCAUGAAGACAAGCCCAUCUUUCUAUCAGUGGGCUACUCAACGUGCCACUGGUGCCAUGUUAUGGAGAGGGAGUCUUUCGAAGACGAGGAAAUUGGCAAAAUCCUGAGUGACCACUUUGUCUGCGUCAAAGUGGACAGAGAGGAGAGACCCGACGUGGACAAGGUCUACAUGACCUUUGUACAGGCAACGUGCGGCGGCGGAGGUUGGCCCAUGAGCGUGUGGCUGACCCCUGACCUACGACCUUUCAUUGGGGGCACCUACUUCCCACCCACGGACCACGGCAGAAGACCUGGGCUCAAAACGGUUCUCAACCGAAUCAUUGAACAGUGGCAGAACAACCGGCCCGCUCUGGAGUCCACCGGAGAGAGGAUCCUCGAAGAACUGAAGAAAGGCACGGCCGUGGCCGCCAAGCCAGGAGAGAGUCCCCCGCCGGCCCCGGAGGUCGCUAACCGCUGCUUCCAGCAGCUGGCGCACUCCUACGAGGAGGAAUACGGCGGCUUCAGAGACGCUCCGAAGUUCCCCACGCCAGUGAAUCUGAUGUUCCUCAUGUCUUACUGGUCUGUGAAUCGCUCCACCUCCGAAGGGGUGGAGGCCCUCCGGAUGGCUUUGCACACGCUCCGCAUGAUGGCGCUGGGCGGCAUCCACGACCACGUGGCUCAGGGUUUUCAUCGCUACUCUACAGAUUCCUCCUGGCACGUUCCCCACUUUGAGAAGAUGUUGUACGACCAGGCCCAGCUGGCUGUAGCCUACAUAGCUGCCUCCCAGGUAUCAGGUGAGCAGCUCUUUGCAGAUGUGGCUAAGGACAUACUGCUCUACGUCUCCAGAGACCUGAGUGACAAGUCCGGAGGCUUCUACAGUGCCGAGGACGCAGACUCCGUCCCGGCGUCGGGGGGUCCAGAGAAGCGCGAGGGGGCGUUCUGUGUCUGGACCGCCUCAGAAGUUCGAGAGCUGCUGCCGGAUGUGGUGGAGGGCGCCACAGGAGCUGCCACGCAGGCAGACAUCUUCGCGCACCACUACGGGGUCAAGGAGCAAGGCAACGUCGCUCCGGAACAGGACCCCCACGGGGAGCUGCAGGGCCAGAACGUGCUGAUCGUGCGUUACUCGGUGGAGCUGACGGCCGCUCGCUUCGGCCUCAGCGUGGAAAGAGCCGAGGAGCUCCUGGCCGAGGCCCGGGGCCGGAUGGCCAAAGCCAGGGAGGCUCGGCCACGCCCACAUCUGGACACCAAGAUGUUGGCCUCCUGGAACGGUCUCAUGCUGUCUGCCUACGCCACUGUGGGAGCCGUGCUGGGGGACAAGGCCUUGCUGGAGAGGGCGGUGCAGGCGGGCAACUUCCUCAGGGAGCACCUAUGGGACGCCGAGCGGCAGACUAUGUUCAGGUCCUGUUACCGUGGAGACGAGAUGGAGGUGCAGCAGAUAUCUCCGCCCAUCUCCGGCUUCCUGGGCGACUACGCCUUCGUCGUCCGCGGCGCGCUGGACCUGUACGAGGCCACGCUGCAGACGGAGUGGCUGCGCUGGGCCGAGGAGCUGCAGCUCCGGCAGGACGCGCUGUUCUGGGACCAGCAGGGCGGAGGCUACUUCUGCAGCGACCCCAGUGACGGCACGGUCCUGCUGCAGCUCAAAGAGGAUCAGGACGGCGCUGAGCCCAGCGCUAACUCUGUGUCGGCGUCCAAUCUCCUGCGUCUGUCCCACUACUGUGGCCGACGGGAGUGGCUGCAGAGGUCCCAGCAGCUGCUGGCAGCGUUCUCCGACCGUCUGACCCGGGUGCCCAUCGCGCUGCCUGAAAUGGUCCAGGCCCUCAUGGCCGAGCACUCUGAGCUUCAACAGAUCGUGAUCUGUGGCCAGAGGGAUGCCCCGGACACCAGCAGUCUUCUAGCAGCAGUCCACUCCCUCUUUCUACCCCAUAAGCUUCUGAUGCACACCGACGGCGACGCAGACGGCUUCCUCCACGAGCGGCUGCCCGUCCUCUCCUCAAUGUCCCGCCCAGAGGGCGGGGCCACAGCCUACGUGUGCCAGGACUCCACCUGCUCUCCCCCGGUCACCGACCCCCAGGAACUACGCAGGCUACUGCUGGAGAGACGGGCAGAAUGACCCCGCAGAACGCGACGAGCUGAGAUGAACCGCGAGGGCAACGCGCUUCGCACAACGCGUAGAAAGCCAACAUGCUACAUUGGUAGAACCAGGAGGUCACUUGGGCUUCUGUCCUUCAAUCCAAACUCCCACUUCUCAGCUGGUUUUUACCUCCAAGGUGACUUUUUUUAGAGACCUUUCAUCAGUGGAGCCAUAUUCAAAUUCAGGUAUCUAAAUAUCCUUAAUGUAAAUAAAUAUGUAUCAAUAAAACAGCGGCGGCUUGCUGAGAAUAUUUAACACAUGUACAAAAUGUACCCCGGGUCUACAGACUCGUGAUGGACAACAAGAGCUCUUGGAAAAGUUGGACUGGCACCGAUCCCCCCGCCAGUGUGCGUGCGUGCAGGUGUGUGUAUAUAAAAAUGAGGGUCGGUCAGCAGGGUUGUACGUAUACAUGCGCAUCAAAGUUUUUGUGCACAUUUGAUUUCAAUCUCGAAGUAACGUCGCAGCGAAGGAGCCGCUCUCCCAGGAUCCCCCGUUUACCAUCUGCUCUCAGCCGCGCUGUCUCCGAGUCAACGUGAGAGGAAUCUUCUCCGCCGCUGCAGAGACUCGUGGCUUUUAUCUCGAGGUUUACUGCAAUGCACAGCAUGUAUACGCACAGCCCUGAAUAAUAAAUAGAUUUCCCUUUAAUGCUUCUUUUCUGUUUGCAGUUUGGAUUCUCUGGUUGUCAUGAAGCAAGGCUUUAGUGCGAUUUACUCAAACGCACUGUUUUAAGUUCAGUCUUUUUAGUUUUAAGACUUCAGGGAUACUAAAAGAAAAGGCACUAUGUGUUGAAUCUUUUACAUUAUUAAUAAAAUGUUCUUUCUCUCUGUGUACUAUAAAUAUUCAUCACGCAGAGAAAAGCCCACUGUUGUUCUACUGGUUCUUUCUUCCCUGCAUGAAGGUAAUGUAAACAGGGUGGGGGGGCUGCCUUGGAGGGUCCCGCUCUGAAAAGCAAAAGAGAAGACGGGUGGAGAAACAAACGUGAUUGCCCCCCCCCUCUCCAUUUUGCACAGGGCUUCCUCUGUGGAAGAAGAAGAAAUUGCUAAGAGAGGAAACCGGGGCUGAAGGGGAAGAUUGACGCGUGUAGUUCAGAAGGAGAGGGAUCACUCUGCUCCACUUUUCUUAACCCGUCAGGUUGUAACUAUCGCACUUUCUGACACAUUUGGGGCUCCUUCCACAUUGAUGUAACCCCCCCCCACCCCUCACCCUUUAAUCGGGACCCCUCUAUCCCUGUUGAGAGACUCUCUCGUCUCUCUGCAGCAGUACCUCACUGAAGCACCGCUGGCUUCUCAUGUAUUCAAUCUUUCUCUUCACCCGCACCGUUUGUUAUCGCCCCUCCUUUGGGAAUUCCACCCCUGCUCUCGUUAUUGUUCCGCUCUGGUUGUCGCAACGGGCUCCACAAGCUAAACUUUAAUUAGCACUGACGGAGAUUAAUGGUGGAGAACAUAUUGACCCGCUAAUUGUGAAGUCAUCUAACUGCCACAAAUCCGAGAAGAUAUGAGUGAUGACUUUAUCUGUGUGGCUGUUUUCAUUGCAAAAUACAAACGGCCAUCCUCGUGUUUGUACUGAAUAUUACUGAUAGUAACUAAUAUUACUACUGUGUGUAUGUUUAAACAAACCUAACCAAGUACACUGAAAAUAAAUAACUUUUACUUUCA
This is a messenger RNA of Gasterosteus aculeatus aculeatus (three-spined stickleback), 4121 nucleotides long. RefSeq names its product spermatogenesis associated 20 (gene spata20). Gene Ontology annotation, biological process: carbohydrate metabolic process. The record is from RefSeq and is a predicted model, not a curated record. Lineage: Eukaryota; Metazoa; Chordata; Actinopteri; Perciformes; Gasterosteidae.